Molecule: messenger RNA, 2302 nt
Organism: Malus domestica (apple)
Lineage: Eukaryota; Viridiplantae; Streptophyta; Magnoliopsida; Rosales; Rosaceae
Product: folylpolyglutamate synthase
Biological process (GO): tetrahydrofolylpolyglutamate biosynthetic process
Cellular component (GO): mitochondrion; cytosol; cytoplasm
Molecular function (GO): ATP binding; tetrahydrofolylpolyglutamate synthase activity
Source: RefSeq, a predicted model, not a curated record
GGAACAAAGAUUGCGUUUAUAAGGAGUUCCGACUAGCUAGCCUCGGAAAGCGCGGACACACCUCCACGAGAAGCGGCGCCGAAUCUCCUCCUACUUACGACACCACCAUGACUCCUCCUCCUCCGCUCAUUUCCUCUGGAUGAUGCUCCCUAAUGAAUGCCUAUUCACACACUCACCUGAAGUGUGAUCUUUUUGGUGUUUCACACGUCCAUGACCGAAGUCAUUGCUUGUUUAACAAUAGAACAUGGAGCGCAAGUCACGUGCCAGAUAUUAUAGGCACAAGUCAUCUCAAUAGACGUGGUUAUACAUCCACAACCAUAUCAUAUCAAGUUAUGGAACAUAUGCAAACCAAUGUGGUUGCCAAAGAGUACUCAGAUGACUUACCUAUUACAUCGUCAUAUGAAUCUGCCAUGGAAGCACUUUCCUCCCUGAUUACAUGUAAAAAGCGUGGAGAUACAUCAUCCGUAGGUGGUAAAUAUGGGAAAUUGGAAAGGAUGUCGAUAUAUCUCAAGAUAUUAGGCUUGGAGGAAAAGAUAGAUGGACUCAGAAUAAUUCAUGUAGCUGGAACGAAGGGCAAGGGUUCAACAUGCACGUUUUGUGAGGCUAUUCUACGGGAGUGUGGUUUUCGAACGGGACUGUUCACUUCUCCUCACUUGAUUGAUGUGAGAGAAAGAUUUCGGAUCAAUGGGUUGGACAUAACUGAAGAUAGGUUUCUGCCAUAUUUUUGGAGUUGUUGGAGUCAGCUGGAGGAAAAGGUUACAGAGGACCUGCCAAUGCCUCCAUUAUUUCAGUUCCUCACUUUAUUGGCUCUCAAAAUAUUUAUCUGUGAACAGGUUGAUGUAGCUAUUAUUGAAGUCGGUCUUGGGGGAAAAAGAGAUUCAACAAAUGUGAUCAACAAACCUGUCGUUUGUGGGAUAACUUCACUGGGGAUGGACCACAUAGAAGCAUUGGGAAAUACACUUGGGCAGAUAGCCUCUCACAAGGCUGGAAUAUUCAAGCCUCAUAUUCCUGCAUUCGUGGUACCUCAACUUUCUGAAGCAAUGGAUGUUAUACAUGAGGUGGCUGAAGGAUUAGCGGUUCCAUUGGGAGUAGUGCCACCACUUGACUGUGAAAAGAUGGAUGGUUUUAAGCUUAGCUUGUCUGGUGACCACCAGUCCAUUAACGCCGGUCUUGCCGUUGCUCUUUCUAAAUGUUGGCUUCAAAGAACCGGGAAUUGGGAAAAACUCAUCAGAAAACAGGAAAUCCUGGAAGGUGAUUUACCAGAGCCAUUUCAUAGAGGUCUUUCAACAGCGCAUCUUUCUGGGAGAGCUCAGAUUGUUUAUGAUACUUCUUUGAAGUCCUACAACUCAUCAAAAGAGCCUGAAAGUUCUUGUGGAGAUCUAAUUUUCUACUUGGAUGGAGCUCACAGUCCUGAGAGCAUGGAGGUUUGUGGCAGAUGGUUCUCUACUGCCGUCAAAGGAAACCAGAAAACAUUGUCUCGUUUGAGGGUUGAAAACGCAGAGCAGGUUUUGGGGAAUGGUCACAUCCAAUAUGGAUCAGGGAAAAUGGAGGAGCCUUAUGAAACAUCAAAGCAGAUUCUUUUAUUCAAUUGCAUGGAGGUUAGAGACCCUCAAGCACUGCUUCCGCAGCUUGUAAAUACAUGUGUUUCCUCAGGUAUUCAUCUCUCAAAGGCCCUUUUCGUUCCAAGUAUGUCAAGUUAUAGCAAAGUUACUUCUGCUGCCUCGGUCAUUCCUGAAAACUUUAGCCGGGACCUGUCUUGGCAAUUUAACCUCCAGAGACUUUGGGAGAAGAUGAUUCAUGGGAAGGAAGUCGACAUUGUUAUGGAUGCAGAACUAGAGAUUGAUGCUGCAAAAGUUUUACCUUCUGAGUUUCUUUAUGAGGAUGCUUCUCAUUGCAGUCCGGUAGAUAAUCGUUUUUCCUGCAGUGCUGUAAUCCCUUCACUACCAUUGGCAAUAAGUUGGCUCCGGGAUUGUGUAAAACGUAACCCUUCUGUUAGAAUCCAGGUUCUUGUAACGGGAUCGCUGCAUUUGGUCGGAGAUGUACUAAAGCUGUUGAAGAGAUGAUUCCAAUAUUUUUCAACCAAAACAUUCUUAACAUUCUUAAACUCCCCCAACAUUCUUAAACUACGUUUCCGUUUUGUACCAGUAACUGUUUGUAUUACCCCUUCGUGUUGUACCAUAAAGAAAAUUGUUCUGUUCUUUUGGCAAUCCCUGCGUGAUAUAAUGUCUUGUUUAACAAUGCCGGAAUGAACCGUAUGUAUGCAUACUGUCAUGAUUGAAUUAAAGAAACAUUAAUUUUUUUU